AACAUUUGUAAUAGACUCUAGACUGUCUUAUAGAUCCUGGUGAGAGGGCUCGGAAUGAGAAAUCUGAAACGACUGGUGCUGUUGAGCUUGGAGAGGAGAUGAACAGGAAAGGCCAGUACAGAGGUGGUCGCAGUCAUACUGGCACAGAGCGGGCAGAUUGGAAGCUUCUCUUUACCCUUUCUUUUAAUCCAAGCGCUGGGAGACAGUCCGUGCAAGCAGCAGGUCUAAAGCUGAUAAAGGGAAAUGCCCCUUUUACGCCAGGCCUAAUUAACCAAUGACCCGAGGAAUUGUUGAGGCCAGAGCGAAGCAGGUAGAAUUGAAAGAGGAUUAGCCUUGAUAAGGAUAAUCAGAGCCUGUGUGAUUACAUUGGAUGGGAUAGAAACUUUUUAAAAAAGGGAGGGGGAAUAAACCCUCAUGCUUCAGGACAUAAGCUAGCCACUAAAUGAUGGGGGUCAGGAAGAAACUUCCCUAGGGGCGGACAUUGCAUAACUGCAGCCCAAAGGGGCUCUUGCACCUCCUGUGAAACUCCUGGUAUUUGCUACUGAUAGAGACAGGGUGUGGGACUAGAUGGACCUCUGGUCUGAUCCAGUCUGGCAAGCCCUGUGUCCCUAAUGAAGAGCGUUCUCACUGUCCUCUUGGCUAUUGCCCCAUCUUGGAUCAAACUCCGAGUCCUAAAUCAGUGCUGUGGCAAUUGUAAUCUUUCUGGUACCUGGAAUGGCUCCAAGAGUGAGCUGCGAGAGGGGAGGGUCCAGGAGUCCCGGACAGUGUCCUUUGGUACCAGUUAGCACAGCAGCACGUUUGCACAUGAAAAGACCUUUGUGCUCAAUUCCUCUGGCCUGUUGGUCUGACUCGGCAGGGCCAGAGCACCCGGCAGUAGCAGCCGGACGUGGAGGAACAGAGAACCACCCCUUCUACAAAGGCACCUUCCCAUGGAGCACCACUCCCAUUGUGCUGUGCCGGGAGCUUGGCACAGGUAUUCCUUGGCCACUGCUGAGCUAGAAGGGGCAGGGCUGGAAUGUGGAGUGAUUGCUUUGAACUGUCACCUGGACAAUGUACUUAUUUAUCGAGGGCUCGGUUUGUGUUAAGAUGCAGGAUUGAAGGAGGAGCUGCAUAGGGGGAAAUUAGUAUCCAUCUUUCUUAUAUGUGAUUAUAUAUGCAUGGAAAACUCUGUUGUGUGGUGGUGGUUUUGUAACCUUUAGAAGUGUAGCAAUACUUCAUUCCGUCUUACCUCUUCCCUGUUCGUUCUGGAGGACUAGAGAACUAGGUGUCUGCUUUUCCAGAGACGGUAACUAGAAGGGCAGGGCCAAGAGAGAUUUUCUCCCAAGUGUUUCACAGAUGUUCUAAACAAUCCAAGUUUUAAGAUCACACAUGUCAGAUCUAAGUCUGUUGUGACGUCCGAUCCCACUGCCCACCCACACAUCUGCUCGAGGACUCUGUGAAGACAAGGCCUGAGAUUUGUAGCUUUAAAAAUACAUGGACUAUACCCGAGUCAGGGAAAAGCUUUUCAGCUUUUCUUUAUACGUAUAAAAUCUUGAAGGCUGGCAACCCCUCCUGCUCUUUAGCAGAAACUGGCCGUGUAUUUGCACCUUCUGGCUGGAUUGGCUCAAGUGAAUGAGUCAGAAAUACCAAGAGGGAAAAUAACUAAUGACCAUUGGCACCCCCAAGCUCGCUGAGCGGAGUGAACUGGAAAAAGUCAGGCCCUGCCCUUUGCAGCCAUGCCAGGAGCCAGCAAGGCUGAAGGAUAUUUGCGAGCCUAACGAAGAGGUGAAAAGGGUGAAAUCAAUGGAAAUUAGGAGCCUAAGUAAAAUAGCUCUGUAGAUCUGGCUAAACUGGCUCCAUACCACAGGGAGCUUCCAACGCUGCCCUGCUGGGGUGACUUAGAAUCAGCUCGAUGAGAACAUUCCCCAUUUACCUAAUAAUCCACCGUGCUGGGGACAUGGCCAUAGAGUAACACCCCAUCUUCCCCAUCUCUGACUCCGGUGCCCAUUUGCUCCGUUUACAAGUUCAGAGGUGAUGCCCGCCCCCUCCCGCGCACUGCUCGCCACCUGCCUUGCAAGGGGCCAGAGAUCUGACCACAACACUGGGCUUUUCCUGCCUCCUGCAGCAUCCGUGUUCCAUGCUGCGGUUGGGACGGUUUUGCUGAGGAGGCGUGUGGCAGGAUGGACUCUGCCGGGGCUCACGAGUCCAGACUCACUAUCCGCAGCUUGUGUGUUCCGGUUCAAUGCCCUCUCGCUCGUGUACCUGCUGUACCUGCUUCUGCUGCCGUGGUUCUUGGGACCCACCGAACACACCAUCAAAGGGCACACAGGCCGUCUCCUCCAAGCUCUCCUGGGAACCAGCAUCCUCUUCCUCACUGCCCACUUGGUCUUCCAGAUAUGCCUGUACACUGUGCCGGAUCUGGGCCAGCUGCUGGGACAGAACUGCAGCAGGUGGGAAACGCUCGCCCGUCACAUUGGGGUCACCAGGCUGGACCUAAACGACAUCCCCAACUCUGUGCGCCUGGUGGCUCCCGACCUGGGGAUCCUGCUGGUCUCUGCCAUCUGCCUGGGCCUGGGCCGCCGCCUCGUGCCCAAGGGCAGUGCAGCGGCGCGUGUCCGGAGGCUGGAGUCGCUCGAGCCCCUCGAACAGGAGGAGGACCUGGAGAGGCCGGCUGGGCAAGGCGCUGCAGAGGAGGUGGGCUCUGCGAAGCGAAAGGGGCUGCUGGCUGCUACGCUGCGGGUGAGGGCGCACUGGCUCCUGCUGGCAGUCGGGAAGUGUCUGGUCAUCCUGCUGCUGGCUCUGGCAGGGAUCGCUCUGCCAUCCGCCUUCUCCAGCAUCUAUUACCUGCUCUUCGUGGGCAUCUGCACCUGGUGGGCCUGCCACUUCCCCAUCAGCCACCUGGGCUUCAACACGCUGUGCGUCAUGGUGGGCGUCUUUGCCGCCGGCCACCUGCUCUGCAUCUACAGCUACCAGGCGCCGUUCAUCCAGGGGCUGUUCCCCCCCGCCAGCAUCUGGGCACGCGUAUUCGGCUUGAAGGCCUUCAUCCUGCCGCUGAACUGCACUAACCCCAACGCCCUCCUCCUCAACACCAGCCACCCCUGGCCGGUCUACGUGAACCCCGGCGUCCUGCUGCUGCUGUAUUUCACCGUGGCCUCUCUGCUGAAGCUGAGGAAGUUGGACUCCUCUGAACGGAAGGACAAGGCAGAGGCGUCAGCGGUGGCGGCGGAGCCCCAGGAUGAACUGGUGGAGCUGGAGAGCUGGCCCAGGGAGGGAGACUGCCUGGCAGAAGACACCGAGCGGAUGCUGUCCCCGGGCACCGAGGCCUCAGCUGCGGACACUGAAAACUGCACCAUGCACGUGAUCGGGCCAGCGAGUAAGAAGCCGGAGCGGCGCAGGCAAAGGCUGCCCCUGCACGCGCUGGGGCAUGUGAUCAUGAACCAGAGCUACGUCUGUGCCCUCAUCGCCAUGAUGGUGUGGAGCAUCACCUACCACAGCUGGCUGACCUUCGUGCUGCUGCUCUGGGCCUGCCUCAUCUGGAUCGUCCGCAGCCGGCACCACUUCGCCAUGCUCUGCUCCCCCUUCCUCCUGCUCUACGGCCUGGCGCUCUGCAGCCUGCAAUACGUCUGGGGCAUGGACCUGGAGCCCGAGCUGCCCACCCGCGUCGGCUUCAUGAGCCUGGAGCAGCUGGGGCUGGUCAGGACCAAAUACCCCUGCUUGGACCUAGGGGCCAAGCUGCUCUACACCCUGACCUUCUGGCUGCUGCUGCGGCAGUUCGUGAAGGAGAAGCUGCUGAAGUGCCGGCGGCCGCCCGCCUCUCUGCUGGAGGUGACCGUCUCCGACGCAGAGCCCCGCCGGCCGCGGAGCAUGCUGAAGUUCCUGGGCGAGCUGCUGACGGAUCUCUAUGCCAAGUACUGGAUCUACGUGUGUGCCGGGAUGUUCAUCGUGGUCAGCUUUGCCGGGCGCCUGGUGGUCUAUAAGAUCGUCUACAUGCUCCUCUUCCUCCUCUGCCUCCUCCUCUUCCAGGUCUACUACAGCCUGUGGAGGAAGCUACUGAAGGGCUUCUGGUGGCUGGUGGUGGCCUACACCAUGCUGGUGCUCAUCGCCGUCUACACCUUCCAGUUCGAGGACUUCCCCAUGUACUGGCGCAACCUGACCGGCCUCACCGACCAGCAGCUGGGCGACCUGGGCCUGGAGCAGUUCAGCGUCUCCGAGCUCUUCUCCAGCAUCCUCAUCCCGGGCUUCUUCCUGCUGGCCUGCAUCCUGCAGCUGCACUACUUCCACCGCCCCUUCAUGCGCAUCACCGACCUGGAGCACGUGGCCCCCCCGGAGCCCCGGAGCCCGCCCGCCCCCAGCAGGUGCGAGGUGGCGCCGGGGAGCCACCUGCUGCCCCAUGUGGAGGAGGAGGCUGAACCCGGAGACUCCGACUCGGCUUCGGAAGCGGUGCCCGGUAAGUGGGGCCUGGUGCUGGAGCGCCUGGUGGUGCUGGGCUGGACCUUCUCCGACAUCCUCACCCGCGGGCAGGUCUUUGUGCGGCGCCUGCUGGAGCUGCACGUCCUCAAGCUGGUGGCGCUCUACACCGUGUGGGUGGCGCUGCAGGAGGUGUCGGUCAUGAACUUCCUGCUGGUGGCGCUAUGGGCCUUCGCCCUGCCCUACUGCCGCUUCCGCCACAUGGCCUCCUGCCUCUGCACCAUCUGGGUCUGCAUCAUCAUCGUCUGCAAGAUGCUCUACCAGCUGAAGGCCGUCGACCCGCAUGAGUACUCCAGCAACUGCACCGAGCCUCAGCUGAAUGACACCAACCUGCUGGAGGCGGAGGUGAAGAACUCCACGCUCUACCGGGGCCCCGUGGACCCUGCCAAUUGGUUCGGCAUCCGCAAGGGCUUCCCCAACCUGGGCUACAUCCAGAACCACCUGCUGGUGCUGAUGCUGCUCGUCUUCGAGGCCAUUGUGUACCGGCGCCAGGAGUAUUACCGCAAGCAGUACCAGCUGGCGCCGCCCGCCACCCAGACGCUCUUCGAGGAGGCGUCACGUGAGCAUCUGGACCAGGGCCUCAUCAGCUGCGCCAAAUACUUCAUCAACUACUUCUACUACAAGUUUGGCCUGGAGGUCUGCUUCCUCAUGACGGUGAACGUGAUCGGGCAGCGCAUGAACUUCAUGGUGAUCCUGCACGGCUGCUGGCUGGUCGUUAUCCUGACCCGCCGCCGCCGCGCCGCCAUCGCCAGGCUCUGGCCCAAGUACUGCCUCUUCCUGGCCCUCUUCCUGCUCUACCAGUACCUGCUGUGCGUGGGCAUCCCCCCUGCCCUCUGCAUAGACUAUCCCUGGAGGUGGAGCCGCUCCAUCCCCAUGAACUCGGCUCUCAUCAAAUGGAUGUAUCUGCCCGACUUCUACAUGGCGCCCAACUCCACCAACCUCAUCAGUGACUUCCUGCUGCUGCUCUGUGCCUCCCAGCAGUGGCAGGUCUUUGAAGCCGAGCGGACGGAGGAGUGGCUGAGGGCGGCCGGGGAGAACACGGACCAGCUGGAGCUGGCCAGGGGCAGACCCAACCCGGUGCCCAACUUCAUCAACUGCAGGUCGUACCUGGACAUGCUGAAGGUGGUGGUGUUCCGUUACCUCUUCUGGUUCGUCCUGGUCGUGGUCUUCAUCACCGGUGCCACCCGCAUCAGCAUCUUCGGCCUGGGCUACCUGCUGGCCUGUUUCUACCUGCUGCUCUUCGGCACGGCCAUGCUGCGCAAGCCGGCCAAGGCCCGGCUGGUGCUCUGGGACUGCCUCAUCCUCUACAAUGUCACUGUCAUCAUCUCCAAGAACAUGCUGUCGCUCCUCUCCUGCGUCUUCGUGCAGCAGAUGCAGAGCAACUUCUGCUGGGUGAUCCAACUCUUCAGCCUGGUCUGCACCGUCAAGGGCUACUAUGACCCCAAGGAGAUGGGCAAGGACCAGGACUGCUCGCUGCCCGUGGAGGAGGCUGGCAUCAUCUGGGACAGCAUCUGCUUCUUCUUCCUCCUCCUCCAGCGCAGAGUCUUCCUCAGUUACUAUUUCCUGCACGUCAUGAUGGAGCUCCAGGCCUCGGCCUUGCAGGCCUCCAGAGGAUUCGCGCUGUACAAGGCCAGAACCCUGAAGAGUAUGAGUUCCCACCGGCACGCCGAGGAGAAGUCGCUGGCCCAGCUCAAGCGACAGAUGGAGAGGAUCCGGGCGAAGCAGGAGAAAUACCACCUGGGGCAGCGCCGCAGCGACUCCACCGAGGCCCCGGACGAGGACCAGCCAGAGCCGAGUGGCGAGAAGGACCCUUCCCGGCAGAGGAAGAAUUGGUGGCGGCCCUGGUUAGACCAUGCCGCAGUGCUGCACUCGGGUGAGUAUUUCCUCUUCGAGUCGGACAGUGAGGAGGAGGAGGCCAGCUUGGAGGAGCAGAAGCCAGCCAAGCAGAGUGCGUUCCAGCUGGCGUAUCAGGCCUGGGUGACCAAUACCAAGUCUGCACUGAAGGAGCGGCAGCGGCAGGACCAGGAGGACGCUGAGUUGCCAGCAGGGGACGGCGGAGAUGGAGACGUCUGUGAGGCCGAUACGCCUGAAGAGCCUGAGGACCAAGAGGAGGAGGACACAGAGAGAAGCAACAUGGUGCAGCGGGCGCUGAACAUGGUGCGUUUCCUGUGGGUGCUGUGCCAGGCCACGGUGGACGGGCUCACCCAGUGGCUCCACGCCUUCACCAAGGAGCACAGGGACAUGUCCACCGUCCUGUGGGUGGAGAGAUACGUCCUCACCCAGAAGCUGUGCCAGGGAGACGAGGUGCACAGCGGAGUCCUGGACGACCUGUACCAGCUGGCGCCGGGCGACGAGACAGGCCUGCAGGCGGCCGCCACCUUGGACUCUCACAACAGCAUGGCUUCAAGUGGGUGCGAAGGAGGCGACCUUCUCAGCAGUGGGGCUGAGGGCACCGACGACACCAUCUCCCCCCUGACAACCGGCUACCACAGUGAGGAGCAGAUAACGGCCCUGAGCUCCCAGGAGGAGGUGGAGCGGAUCCAGGGGUCUCAGGAGCUCCUGGUGUAUCCCAAGCACCGGACCCGAACGGCCAGCGAGCUGCUCUCCAACAGGCAGAAGUACUUCCAGGAGCUGGAGGAGUCGGAGCAGUUCUACCGGGCCCAGAACCGCUUCCUCAAGCUGCUGCUGGCCCUGUACCACUUCGUGGCUGCCCAUUCCGAGCUGCUCUGCUACUUCAUCAUCAUCCUCAACAACAUGGUGUCGGCUUCCGUCAUCUCCCUCUUCCUGCCCAUCCUGGUCUUCCUGUGGGCCAUGCUCUCCAUCCCGCGGCCCAGCAAGCGCUUCUGGAUGACGGCCAUCGUCUUCACCGAGGUGAUGGUGGUGGUGAAAUACCUCUUCCAGUUCGGGUUCUUCCCCUGGAACAGCUACUCCUCACUGGUGCGGAACGAUGCCAAGCCCUUCUUCCCGCCGCGCAUCCUGGGCCUGGAGAAGACCGACCGCUACCUCAAGUUUGACCUUGUGCAGCUCAUGGCUCUGUUCUUCCACCGCUCUCUCCUGCUGUGUUACGGCCUGUGGGAUCACAAGGAGGAUGCCUUCGCCAAGUGGAAGCGCGAGGCCGAGCGGGCGGAGGAGGAGAAGCGCGAGGCCGAGCGGGCGGAGGAGGAGAAGCGCGAGGCCGAGCGGGCGGAGGAGGAGAAGCGCGAGGCCGAGCGGGCGGAGGAGGAGAAGCGCAAGGCAGCAGAGCCGGCAGUGGAGCCGCCACCCGUGCUGGACAGGGGGGACGGUGCGGAGCCCCCAGCAGCGAAUGGGGCAGAGGCAGAGGUGGUGGCAGCAGGACUGGAGCUGCAGGAGAAGGGGGCCGGGGAGGGGGAGAAGGGGAGCCAUCUGCGCUUCCGGAAGAAGAAGAAGGAGAAGAGGAGGUGGACCAAGAAGUGGAAGGCAGUAGCAACAGUGGCAGAGGAGGAGGACGAGGAGAAGGAGAAGGAAGAGAAGAAGCAGAGCCCAGCCCGGGAGAAGCUGAAGGCUGCUGGGCUCAGAGUCAAGCUCUUCCUUCUAGCUGUGGCACAGAACAUGUACCAGCCACUGAGGGGCUUCUUCUGCGCCAUCCUGCACACCAAGUAUCAGGCUGCUACUGAUGUCUACGCCCUCAUGUUCCUGGCAGACGUGGUCGACUUCAUCAUCAUCAUCUUCGGCUUCUGGGCCUUUGGGAAACACUCAGCCGCUGCCGACAUCACCUCCUCGCUGUCGGACGACCAGGUGCCAGAGGCCUUCCUGGUCAUGCUGCUCAUCCAGUUCUCCACCAUGGUCAUUGACCGAGCCCUCUACCUCCGCAAGACCGUGCUGGGCAAGCUCAUCUUCCAGGUCAUCCUGGUCUUCGGCAUCCACCUCUGGAUGUUCUUCAUCCUGCCAGCGGUCACCGAAAGGAUGUUCAGCCUGAACACAGUAGCCCAGCUGUGGUACUUCGUGAAGUGCAUCUAUUUCGCUCUGUCGGCCUAUCAGAUCCGCUGCGGCUACCCGACUCGCAUCCUUGGCAACUUCCUGACCAAGAAAUACAACCACCUCAACCUCUUCCUCUUCCAAGGGUUUCGCCUGGUGCCCUUCCUGGUGGAGCUGCGUGCCGUGAUGGACUGGGUCUGGACCGACACCACCCUGUCCCUCUCCAACUGGAUGUGCGUGGAGGACAUCUACGCCAACAUCUUCAUCAUCAAGUGCAGCCGGGAGACUGAGAAGAAAUACCCCCAGCCCAAGGGCCAAAAGAAGAAGAAGAUUGUCAAGUACGGCAUGGGCGGCCUUAUCAUCCUCUUCCUCAUCUGCAUCAUCUGGUUCCCGCUGCUCUUCAUGUCGCUGGUGCGCUCCGUGGUGGGCGUGGUCAACCACCCCAUUGACGUCACCGUCACCCUCCAGCUGGGGGGCUACGAGCCGCUCUUCACCAUGAGUGCCCAGCAGCAGUCCAUCCAGCCCUUCACACCCCAGGACUACGAGGAGCUCACCAAGAAGUUUGAAAGGCAGCCGGUGGCCAUGCAGUUCAUCACGCUAUACGGCUACGAGGACAUCGUGAGGGCGCAGAUCGAGGGCAGCUCGGGCUCGCUCUGGAGCAUCAGCCCCCCCAGCCGCGAGCAGAUGCGGGGGGAGCUGCUGAAAGGCUUGUCGGACAUCACGCUGCGGCUCACCUGGACCUUCCAGAGGGACCUGGGCAAGGGUGGCACUGUGGAGCACACCUUCGACAAGCACACCACCGACUUGCAGCCAGGCACCCCCAUCCGCACCGAGCUCGCCGACCUGCUGCAGGGAACCAGGAACACCGCCGUGAACGUCCCCCAUCUCUUCCCCACGUACGUCCGCGCACCCAACGGCCCAGAGGCCAACCCCGUCAAGCAGCUGCUGCCAGAGGAGGAGGAGAGCUACCUGGGCGUGAAGGUGCAGCUGCACCGGGAGCGUGUGGGCGCCAAUGACAGCUACCUGGAGUGGUGGGUGGUGCAGCUGAGCGAGUGCCAGCAGACCUGCAACAUCCUGCCCAUGGUGAUCUUCAACGACAAGGUCAGCCCGCCCAGCCUGGGCUUCCUGGCCGGCUACGGGAUCAUGGGUCUCUACGUGUCCAUCGUGCUGGUGAUCGGCAAGUUCGUGCGGGGCUUCUUCAGCGAGAUCUCGCACUCCAUCAUGUUCGAGGAGCUGCCGUGUGUGGACCGCAUCCUCAAGCUGUGCCAGGACAUCUUCCUGGUGCGCGAGACGGGCGAGCUGGAGCUGGAGGAGGAGCUCUACGCCAAGCUCAUCUUCCUCUACCGCUCGCCCGAGACCAUGAUCAAGUGGACGCGGGAGAAGGAGUAGCAGGGAGCUGCGGCGGGCCCCCUCCGCCCCCUGGACUGUCACAACCGAGGCCUUAACCCAGCCCAGCCAGAGCGCCCCGUCUUGGGGGGCCAGGCCGAGUGCUCCAGGCGACCUGCCAGCCCCUUCCCCUGGCCGGCGGGGGGUCUGAGCUGUGCCCAGCACCACCCGUGUGCGGAGGGGGCAUCUUGGGCAGGCUGGCCUUGUGCUUUUUAAAAGGAAGUUGAACUGCUUUACAACUAGAGAGUCCUGUAAAGGCAGCUGGGUGAAGACCCCCCUCCCGAGGAGUCACACUCCCUCCCAUCAGCGGGGUGGGGACACGCUCCUGCCCCAGCCCCACCUCAGUGCCUUCCAGCCCUACUGCUUCCUGGCUGUUAGCACCCCUGGGCCAAGGGGGGUGCACGCUGGAGCCCAUUCAGCGGCUGUGCCGGCCUGUGAGGGAGAUGGGCUCCCCCUCCUGCAGUGGGAGAAUCCAAGCCAGCCGGCCGCAGUCGCUCCCAACUCCGCUGCAGGCAAAGCCUGGCCCAGUUGCCCCCUUGGCCUGCUCCUGAAUCUGGCUGCACUAACACUCCAGAGCAAUACCUUCCCCGCCCCCCCCUCCGCCCAGCACAGCGCUGGCCAGCACCCAUGGGUGCAAGCAGAGGGUCCCACUAGCCUGACGGCCCCCCCGGCGGUGCUGGGCUUGCCGCUCCUCUUGCCCUGCCUGCAGAGGGCGUGGGACAUGCUACUGCAGCCAAGGCCCAGUGCAGGGAGCUCUGCUCGUCCCAGGACUGGUUCGCCCCCCCCCAGGCACUCCAGGGGGGGAGGGCUGGGCUCGCUCCAGCUGGACUGUAGAUUUUUUUAAAUUCAAAUGGUUUAUUUAUACAGAUCUCUAAUAAAAGCCAAGCCACGGCCUGUUAGCGUGA
Molecule: messenger RNA, 10673 nt
Organism: Malaclemys terrapin pileata
Lineage: Eukaryota; Metazoa; Chordata; Testudines; Emydidae
Gene: PIEZO1
Product: piezo type mechanosensitive ion channel component 1
Exons: 51
Coding region: 2014-9771 (2585 amino acids)
Biological process (GO): cellular response to mechanical stimulus; detection of mechanical stimulus; regulation of membrane potential
Cellular component (GO): endoplasmic reticulum; plasma membrane
Molecular function (GO): monoatomic cation channel activity; mechanosensitive monoatomic ion channel activity
Source: RefSeq, a predicted model, not a curated record